Punctularia strigosozonata HHB-11173 SS5 is the source of this 720-nucleotide messenger RNA. RefSeq lists its product as uncharacterized. Bases 79 to 327 code for a protein of 82 amino acids. The transcript has 2 exons. The record is from RefSeq and is a predicted model, not a curated record. NCBI's taxonomy places the organism in Eukaryota, Fungi, Basidiomycota, Agaricomycetes, Corticiales, Punctulariaceae.
CUCUCCAAGUUUUAAACGUAUACACCACUCAGCCAGUAACGAACGCUCGUCACGACCUCUAACGACAAGGCAUCCAACAUGUUUGGCCGUACUUCCAAUCACCGCGAAUACACCACCACCCGCCGUCACAACCGUGUCGGACACCGCUGGGGCGGCCGUCGCGAUCCCGACCGCGUCGCAGGCGGGUACAAGGCCGCGCUGCGCAACCCGAACACCACCCGCGACGGCCGCGAGCGCGCCAAAGCCGAGCUCAGAGCGAUGGUCAGUGGCCCGAAAACUCGUCACUACCAUAAAUCAGAUCCAACCGAGAUGAACGCUGAGCGCUGACGAUACCGUCGUGGCUCUCGGUUUCCACCCACAGGGACGCGGGCGCGAGGCGCACCUGACGCUGGGCCAGCGGAUCAAGCGCAUGCUGCACAUCCGCGCGACGCCGCGCAGGGAGCGUGAGCGACAGAAGGAGCGUCGCCGGUUCGGUUUCGGGCGGCGGUCUUCUCCCCGAGCAGCCCGAUACUAAAGUCUAAGCGAUAAACUUCGCUUCCUCCGCACCGGAGUCAAGGAGGAGAUGGAUAUACACCCUGACUUGCGAGCGGACGAUUGUCAGGCGGACAAGGAGGAUACCACGGACAUGGACCGAAGCUAUACCAUGUAUGAUAUGUAUAACAGCUGCGGAUUGAGAUAUUAGUGGGGUAUAUGCGGGCGUCCAAGGCCUGUCAUUCUUCA